AUGUUUGAGCAAGGGAAUGCUCUCAUAAUCAGAAGAGAUAAGAGUUCUGCUUCCCUAUCGACAUCUCCAAUAUUAUUGGUAUGCAAUUUAUUCAUGAUAGUUGCAUCCUGUUGUCUUGACCCUCAUUGGUUUCCUCAAGUUCUUGGAAGCCAAUGCAGAAGGGUCUUGCUAUCCAGGCACACAUCUUCGAUGCAACUUGGAUGUUCUGGUUCAUAUGACUUGAGAGGAGUUAGACAUAGACUACUCCAUAGAGAUAGCUACCGGGUUCACCUUUUUCUUAUCACGUACGAGACAAUCUUAGUCAAUGAAUAA
Messenger RNA from Auanema sp. JU1783, 312 nucleotides. NCBI's taxonomy places the organism in Eukaryota, Metazoa, Nematoda, Chromadorea, Rhabditida, Rhabditidae. The record is from the annotation of a GenBank genome assembly.